Messenger RNA from Porites lobata, 2467 nucleotides. The record is from the annotation of a GenBank genome assembly. NCBI's taxonomy places the organism in Eukaryota, Metazoa, Cnidaria, Anthozoa, Scleractinia, Poritidae.
AUACACCGAGUCUGUGUUGAUAUCGACAACAGAGAAAAAUCAAAGGUUCCAACAAUGUGUCGAGAUGAAUUUCGCUUGAGAAAUUUCAAACUAUGGCAUCCUAUUUUGCAAGAUUUCACACAUUCGCGGGUGAGUCAUUAACCGUUACAUCGGAACACUUAAAAUUUAAGUGUUUCUUCGAAGAUGACAAUCACUAAUUUGUAACCUAACCAAAUAACAUUAAUACGCGAAGCUGAAUUUAAUUCUUGACAAUGCACACUCGUGAAACUGGAUCUUUUCGCUUUUACGGCUCGGGAAUCUAUUUACACCGCUAAAUAAUGCACAGCUAUCUGAUCCCUUCGUGGCCGAAAUUAUGCAAUAUACGGUCAAAAGGUGUUGCAACACCAAGCUAGUUCUUCAAAACCUUAUGUUUUAAUGUGCGAAAUCGUAGUGACAAAGCACAGGAUAUAAAUCAUGAUUUUCCUGGUCAAUUACUUGAAUUUGUUCUGAGCUAAUUUUUAGUUUAUAUCUUAAAUUAAACCUGACAAAGGAACUCGAUAAAAAUCUGAAGGAAAAAAAAGAAUUUGCCACAAAGAACCCGCCUUUAGUGAUGAUUUCUUGUUAGAGCCCAGUUUCGUAACUGUCAGUAAACAUUGUUUUCCUUGCUCCUAUUAUACCGGGUACGGACUAAGCCAUGUAGUAAUUUUAGGUGGGGGACUUAAUCCAUUUCACCUUUUGCCUGUUUUUUGCUGCACUAAGCUAAGGUAUUUUUUGUAGUAAAGGCACAUUUUUAGUUACCGAAAAAAUGGUACAUCCUGUUAUAAAUAUCAAAACACAAAUAUUUUUGCAUGGAUCUGAACAGGUAUCAUAUGAAAUCACUUGCAAAAUAAACUUAUAAAAGGGAUUCUAAGAAAGUCUGUGAGUAUUGCUCAAGAAAGUUUGGUUUCGAAAUAAGUAUUAGACAACAGCUUACUGCAACUUAAAACCUUCAGAUGAAAAACAAGAAACCCCAUCUGAAACCCUUUCACCAAAAAUAUAUUAGUUUAUAUUUUCAUGCACCAUCUGCUCCGAUCUGCCUUUUGUGUUGUCCGCGGUAGGUGGUUGAGUUAAGCGUUUGUUGCAAAUGGAAAAUUUAAACUAGUUGCAAAAUUGCGAGCCCUGUUCUUCUUUAAUUAAGUAUAUUGUUGAUCCGGGUGAAAGGCUCCAAGCUAUUUGAUCGGGCCUCACUCAAGAACAUUUUAUGAUUAAAACAAAGCUCCGAAUGUUGAGGACUUUUCUAUAAUUUCUUAUACCUUGAAAAAUGAAUCCGCCGGAUAAACAAUUCUCGUUAGGCUGAUAAAAGACUGAACUGUGUGCGUUUAGACACCAAGUAUACUUGCUGAAGUGCAGAGAGUUUAUAGUAACCGGGCGGAUACUAAUUAACGUAACAGGGAUUCACAAAACGAGUGCAUUAAAGUUAAGGAAGAAAUUCGAAGCAGGAGGGUGAAUUUUGUGAAAAUAAAACAAUUGCGCCUCUCAAAAUUACCGUCUAACUGUUACACGUUUGAACUUUCUUUCUCUAGUGUCUAUCUAUCGUGUUGAUAUUGUAGUGCAGAACUCUUUCCGUCCUUCCACAACUUAGUCGAUUUCAUUUACUGAUUUAUUGGGUGAGCAAAUGAUUGAUCGAUUAAUUUACAUGUGUGAAUUUCUUUUUUUUCUCUCUCUCCUUUAGUGGCUUUCUCUCCCUCUGUUCUUGGGCUACCGCCUAAUAGUUACAGGCUACAAUCUCGCUUGGCUCAUCUACAACAUUUGGCUUUACAGAGCCAAGUUGUUCAUUUUUCUGACCAAUUGGACAUUCACGAUCUUAAAUUUGUAUUUCCUGCUUGCAACGGGCUUGACCUCUAGUGCGUUCUACUGCAAAUACAGGAGGUCACGACGGGAAACCAGUCCCAGCUCUCCCGUUAAGGAAGGAACAAACACCGAGAUCGAGAUGGAAUCUGGUAACGACAAGCUCAAUGAUGGAAACACCCCAAGUGACGAGGCCCGCGAAGAAGAUGCUCUGCGGUUUCAGCACAAAUUCCUGUGGUUGCUUUACAUCAUCAGCGCCAAUGGUGGUUUGUUGGUUACAGCGGGGUAUUGGACAGUGUUGUUCGAAGAAGACGAGCCAGUUGAUGCCAACAAUGUUACCAAGCAUGCACUAAACUCAGUGUUUAUGUUGAUUGACACAUUCCUGAGCUCGAUCCCAGUACGCCUCUUCCAUUUCAUUUAUCCGCUGCUAUAUAUCAUCAUAUACUUAGGUUUUACUGUGGUUUACUGGGUUCUUGGCGGUACAAACAUCCAGGGUGAGAGCUAUAUCUACAAACUACUGGAUUAUGACAACUAUGAUCCUUCCACUGGCUGCCUGGUCGGCUUCGUCCUCCUCGUGGUUCAACCUGUUUUACAAAUCCUGUUGUUUGGCUUUGUGAAGUUGAGAGAUUACAUUUACAAGAAGCAAAACGACUUCGUUUAA